CUGUAAAUCCAAUGUUAUCUAUGUUUCAUAUAACUAUAAUUACGUUAAACUAAACGACAAAUCUGCCGAGCUUCGCUGCGAUAAAAAUAGAAGAAUUGAGAAAAAGUAGAAGAAUUAAGUCGUUUAUAAAUAUUUUUUGCUUAUGUCUUAAGUUAUGCAAAAAUACGAGAAGCUCGAGAAAAUAGGCGAAGGCACAUAUGGAACUGUAUUCAAAGCCAAAAAUAGAGAAACUCUUGAAAUAGUCGCUUUGAAAAGGGUUCGACUUGAUGACGAUGAUGAGGGAGUCCCAUCCUCCGCCCUUCGUGAAAUUUGUUUGUUGAAAGAACUUAAGCACAAAAACAUUGUAAGACUUUACGAUGUGUUACACAGUGAUAAAAAACUCACCCUAGUUUUUGAACAUUGUGACCAAGAUUUAAAAAAGUACUUUGAUAGUUUAAAUGGUGAUAUUGAUCUAGAUGUAGUGAAAUCUUUCAUGUACCAAUUAUUACGAGGCUUAGCUUUUUGUCAUAGCCAUAAUGUACUUCAUAGAGAUUUGAAGCCCCAAAAUUUACUAAUCAAUAAAAACGGUGAGCUUAAGCUUGCUGAUUUUGGUCUAGCAAGAGCAUUUGGUAUUCCAGUAAAAUGUUAUUCGGCAGAAGUUGUCACUUUGUGGUAUCGUCCCCCAGAUGUACUUUAUGGGGCUAAACUUUAUACCACAUCUAUUGAUAUGUGGUCUGCUGGAUGUAUAUUUGCUGAAUUGGCCAAUGCAGGGAGACCACUAUUUCCUGGAUCAGAUGUGGAUGAUCAACUAAGAAGAAUAUUCAAAUUAUUAGGUACUCCAACAGAAGACACGUGGAAUGGAAUGUCUCAGUUACCUGAUUACAAGCCAUUUCCAAUUUAUCAGCCUAAUAUGAGUAUAUCUCAGGUAGUACCUAAAUUAGGAAAUAGGGGUAGAGAUCUUCUUCAAAAGCUGCUAGUAUGCAAUCCAAUGGGUAGGAUGUCUGCAGAUGAUGCAAUGGCUCAUCAAUAUUUCAUUGACCUAAACCCAUCUGUAAAGAAUUAGUUGUUUCUUAACAAAAUUAUUACAUAUUAUGUGUGAGAUAUUAUGUUUUGAUAUAAACAAAAUAUGAUUUUGUAGUUUUCUAUUUAAUUUUUAAAGUAAAAGUAAUAUAUACAUUAUUUAAUACAUAUUUACACAAAACUGCUUUGGUCAUUGUACAUGGUAUUAUGCUGAUUUAUUUUACAAUUGUGCAACUUUCAGAGAUAAACAAUUUUAUUUUACUUAAUUUACAGUAGAGAAACUGGAAUAUACCAAGAUUUAGCAUAAUAAACAAAAAAAAACAUGAUGAUCUGAAACUUGAGUAAUUUACAAAAUAAUAGGUGAAGAGAAAAAAUUUGUUAUGAUUUAGAAAUGAAGUCAUACAGAAUAGUUUGCAUUUUAAGGAAAAUUCUAGAGGAAACAGAUUGGUAAAAAGAAAUAUCACAUUAACCAUUGGGUUUGUUAAUAUUAAUAGACAGAAAAUCAACCUCUCAUACCUGCACAACCUGUUUAGAUAGAAGUUUUAGUUGAACAUCUUUGUUGAAUGAAGGAUUUAGUCAGCUGUUCAUUUGGAAUACCGAACUUCCCCUCUUUGACCAUAUAUAUUUAAAGAUUAUUAUUGCCAAUAAUUUACUUGUUGCAUCAUACUUACUGAUUUUGGUUGAGCUUUGAUUAGGAUUUGUGUAGAAAAAAUGUCAAACUUAUUUAUUAUAUAUAUAUAUUGUCAUAUCUACAAUACGCAGUACAUCAAUAGAAUGUUUUGGUAAAAUAUUUAAAGCUAGGAAUAAUAUACAAGAUACAUAAAUUUGGCCGUCAAUAUCUGGCACACAUAGUUUUGCAUUGCAAUUACAAUUUUCCUAUAUAGAAAAAUGUAUCUAGUUACUCUAAAAAUUCUAAUACAAAAGGACUGACUCGACUGUGUAGUUAUAAAUUAUUCAUUUUGCAUUAACUAAAUUAUUUUCAAAAUUAACAAAAUUAUUUGGAUUGAUUUCAUUUUUAUAAGCUUUAAAAAUCUAUUUUGUUACAUUAUUUCAUAAUAGUUGAUAUAUGUGUUUCAAAUAAACCUUCAAAAAAUGUUACUGCUGUCAUAUUCUUAACAAUCGCCAAAAAUAAAACCUGCUUUAAAAUGUUUU
Diorhabda carinulata is the source of this 2151-nucleotide messenger RNA. RefSeq names its product cyclin-dependent-like kinase 5 (gene Cdk5). The transcript is spliced from 3 exons. Gene Ontology annotation, molecular function: ATP binding; cyclin-dependent protein serine/threonine kinase activity. The coding region runs from base 155 to 1042 and encodes 295 amino acids. The record is from RefSeq and is a predicted model, not a curated record. Lineage: Eukaryota; Metazoa; Arthropoda; Insecta; Coleoptera; Chrysomelidae. Gene Ontology annotation, biological process: protein phosphorylation; axonogenesis; neuron apoptotic process. Gene Ontology annotation, cellular component: cytoplasm; nucleus.